This is a messenger RNA of Mizuhopecten yessoensis (Yesso scallop), 1068 nucleotides long. Its product is annotated as acidic phospholipase A2-like. The record is from RefSeq and is a predicted model, not a curated record. NCBI's taxonomy places the organism in Eukaryota, Metazoa, Mollusca, Bivalvia, Pectinida, Pectinidae. Gene Ontology annotation, biological process: lipid catabolic process; arachidonate secretion; phospholipid metabolic process. Gene Ontology annotation, molecular function: calcium ion binding; A2-type glycerophospholipase activity. The transcript has 5 exons. Bases 35 to 508 code for a protein of 157 amino acids.
AGCACAAACUACAGAUUGUGGUUUGAGAGGUAAAAUGCGACCAUACUUAAUUUUACCUCUCAUCUUGCUGUUGUGGGGGCACUUUUAUGGAACCGAAGCCCGUCGAGCCAAGCGGAGUAUUCGGGAGUUCGGAACCAUGAUUAAGAUGUUGACUGGAAGGAGCGGAAUGGAUUUCAACGGAUACGGAAACUACUGCGGCAUGGGCGGAGGUGGUAUUCCUCUAGACCCUAUAGACGAAUGCUGCAUGCAUCACGACCGUUGUUACGGCCAAGUAAACAUCCGUGAUUGCUUUUUGGAGCCGUCCUUUAUGCGCAUGAAGCCGUAUACAGCCCGCUACAAGUGGUUCAUGGAGAACGGCAACUUCCAAUGUUUGGACUUGGACUUGUGUAAAAGACGGUCGUGUAUGUGCGAUUCAAUGGCUGCCCGAUGUUUUGCCCAGAAUGUCGCUUUCUAUGACGGCCGCCGGAGGUCAACAUUGGGACGAAUGCUCAGCUCACUACUCGGAUGAUUGAGGAAAAAUCGGAAAUACGCCACACAUAAACAAAAAAGGAAACAGAUACUUUAGAAACCGGUUACCGUGAUAAACAACCAACAGUUCAUCCCAUGCUUACAGAUGAACGGAAGUGGACAAUCUUAUAACGCAUGCUCAAUGUUGAUACUGCUUUGCUGGUAUUGUACAGAGGUUUUCUUUCCUGUAGUUCCAUUAUGCAUUUUGUUAAAAUAUAAUUUAGUGUUUACCUGCCAUCGCUAACACAGUGAUUCUAUACACGAAAAAUCACUUUUAUCUCUAUACGAAUAAUUUGAAAGUUUAAAUUAUCGUGCGUAUAUCUCAAUGCAAUUUUCGUUCCUGUACACAUCUAUAACAAUUGCAUUAGCUGUAGUAGGCUAUUAUUUUAUUUUGAGAAUUUCAAUUGCUUUUUUGCUAAAUUCUGUCAGCCAGUCAGGACCACAAAGCAAAAUAGAGCUUUGUGCAGUAGAAUUUCAACACGAUUGCUGUCUGGUCUGUUGAAUAUAUUACUGUUGAAUGUUGUUGGGAAAAUAAAUUUUAAAUGCAUGUUUUUGCUCAAU